This is a messenger RNA of Cyphomyrmex costatus, 1273 nucleotides long. RefSeq names its product Tumor necrosis factor alpha-induced protein 8-like protein sigmar (gene sigmar). Gene Ontology annotation, biological process: regulation of apoptotic process. Bases 176 to 835 code for a protein of 219 amino acids. The record is from RefSeq and is a predicted model, not a curated record. Gene Ontology annotation, cellular component: cytoplasm. NCBI's taxonomy places the organism in Eukaryota, Metazoa, Arthropoda, Insecta, Hymenoptera, Formicidae. The transcript is spliced from 4 exons.
GCCGUAAUGGAAUUGCAGAGCUGGUUGCUCUAUCAUUUAGUGGCUGUCACCGACUGCAAUCAAGUUACGUUUGCCUGAGUUUGCCUGGACCAUUAUUCACGCACAAUCAGAUCGCCGCUUCUUUAUUUAAUUUGUCAUCCCACUAUCACGAUCCAGAUGAAACGGUAGUCUACCGAUGCUUGAUGUGAUGCAGUCGGCAAACACAAUCGGAAGUGGCGGCGGAGGCGGAGGUGGCGGAUCAUAUUCCGCCGGUAGCGGGACCGGAAGUCGCACCCGUGAUUUAGGGCUACGCGCUCAGAAGAAGCUCCUCGGCCGCAUAAUGUCCACUAAUGCAGGUCGAUCGCUCUUCAUCGACGACGCCACGACGUCGUUGCUUGAUAAUUUGUACAAACUGAUGGAAAGCGUCGCUAAGAGUAACCCACACUUGGACAAGAAGGAGCCCGAGAAGGUCCUCAAGAACAUCGUCAAAUUAUCUAUCAAGAUUGGACUCGUGCAGCGCAGUCAUCAAUUCCGUUCGAACGACACUGAGAAGCUGGAAGAGAUCCGAGAGGCUCUGGGAACAGUGGCGAUGACUGUCGUGUCGUUCUACGAGGUGGAUUAUAGUUACGACCAGGAGUACCUGACAGGUUCGAUGGAACGUUGCCGAACGUUGCUCCAGCAGUUGAUAAAGCCGCAUCUCACAGACAAGUCGUCGCAGCGUUGCGACCAGGUGUUCGACUUCCUGGCGUACCCCAAAUUUUUGGACUCGGUGUUCCGAUAUGAUUCUGAACAUAGACCCAUUCUCGGCAUGCUAGUCAGUGACCUCAACAAGGCGUUGGAUGCCAGGCGGCUUUGAUUCUAUAAAAAUGAUGUUCACAUAAUGUCAAUAAGAACAAAUCGAUAGCCAACAACACGGUUCGAUUGCCGGGAAAAUGUCCGUCUCUCUCGGCAGCGGUGGUCUCGCGAUCGUGAUCGAUGAUGAGUCGAACGAUCCGUUGGACACGCGCGCUUCGUUGCACUUUAUUUCACGGCGAAUAGACAACGUGCUGCAUACUUUUUCAAUGUGACGACAGUAUAGUUUCUCAUAGCGAUAGAUAAAAAAAAAACCGUGUUUCUUGCUCGCAAUCACCUCCACCCAGUAGCCGGGUUGGGAUACCCAGUGCGAACCACUCGCUCAUUGAUUUAUGCAAUAAUUGUUUGAUACUCCGCUUAUUUUAAGGACACAGUCACUUCACCUGCGUUACGUAACUGGUGUAUCAUAUACGUGUAUUUAUGUGAAGGAUACCAAUUGUCA